Lachancea meyersii CBS 8951 is the source of this 724-nucleotide messenger RNA. Lineage: Eukaryota; Fungi; Ascomycota; Saccharomycetes; Saccharomycetales; Saccharomycetaceae. The record is from the annotation of a GenBank genome assembly.
AUGACAAGAAUUAAUUCGUAUGGCCAAACUAUUGGUGAUGAAGUGUCUGGAUGGCAUGCUAGAAAAUUGCCAGAAAACUGGUGUUUUAAGGAAAACAUUGUCGAUUGGAACCAUUGGACGUCGAAAAGCAUGGAAAGGACCUCCAUGAUGCCUAUUUCAACGCGGCAGAUGAUAGAAUGUGGACUUACUUACCCUUGGGACCCUUGGCAACUUUGCCGAAUUUGCAGAAUCUGCCAUCAGCCUUUCUACGAAUGACGCCGUUGUUCACUAUGCCGUGGUGAAUAAAACAUCUAGACGGGCCAUUGGCAGUGUGGCAUUGAUGAGGUGUGACCCCCAAAAUGGCUCCAUCGAGAUAGGCUAUGUGAUGUUCUCCUCGCAGCUACAACGCACAGUCAUGUCCACAGAAGCCCAGUUCCUGUUGCUCAAGUACGUAUUUGAUACUCUCAAGUAUAGAAGAUGUGAGUGGAAAUGCGACAGUCUCGAUAUUCCGUCGGGGAAUGCUGCCCAGCGGCUGGGCUUCAAAUUCGAAGGCCUCUUCAGACAGGCUGCCAUUUACAAAGGCCGUACUAGAAAUACCAAUUGGUAUUCCAUUGUUGAUUACGAGUGGCCAACCGUCUCACAUGCUCUUACAUUAUGGAUGAGAGACGAAAAUCUACAAGACGGACAGCAGGUAGAGAGACUUGUCGACAUCAGAUCCAGACUGGAGAAAGGCUCAUGUUAAUAG